AUGGAAAACAACACACGAGGCGAUUUGUCGGACAUCGUUCGAGCCGCUGCCCUCGACUGGCCGUUACCUCCGGCCGGCGCGGGCGACCCGAUCGGCUGCCCGGCGGACCGAGACUUCGGUGACCCGUUUAGCUUAACGGGAGACCCCCUUCUCCAUAACCUAGAUCCCGAGCCUCCGGUUUCAUCAGGGUUCUUUUAUGGUUCGGGUGCCGUGGAUCGGGUGGUGAAUACGCCGCCGGGUAAUAUUUUCUCGAAGAUGUUGCAGAUUUCUCCGAGCGACGCGAAGCUGCCAUGUGUCCCGGCCGGGGUUUUGAAAGCUCCAGCUCCGAUUUUGGUGUCUAAUAAUAAUAAUAAAAGUAGUAGCAGCAGAAGUAAUAAUAAUAAUAAUAGUCGUGAUGGUGGUUUGAUUUCUUCUCCGGCGAGUGGUGUGCAGAUCUCGUCUCCGGUGAGAAAUACGGGGAUCAAAAGAAGGAAAUGUCAGGCGAAGAAAGUGGUGUGUAUACCGGCGCCGGCGCCGGCGAACAGUAGGGCGAGCGGAGAAGUUGUGCCGUCGGAUCUUUGGGCCUGGAGAAAGUACGGUCAGAAGCCCAUCAAAGGCUCCCCUUAUCCCAGGUAA
Messenger RNA from Striga hermonthica, 615 nucleotides. The record is from the annotation of a GenBank genome assembly. Lineage: Eukaryota; Viridiplantae; Streptophyta; Magnoliopsida; Lamiales; Orobanchaceae.